Messenger RNA from Carlito syrichta (Philippine tarsier), 1922 nucleotides. RefSeq names its product CXADR, Ig-like cell adhesion molecule (gene CXADR). NCBI's taxonomy places the organism in Eukaryota, Metazoa, Chordata, Mammalia, Primates, Tarsiidae. Gene Ontology annotation, cellular component: bicellular tight junction; intercalated disc; basolateral plasma membrane. The transcript has 9 exons. Gene Ontology annotation, molecular function: cell adhesion molecule binding. The record is from RefSeq and is a predicted model, not a curated record. The coding region runs from base 1 to 1206 and encodes 401 amino acids. Gene Ontology annotation, biological process: homotypic cell-cell adhesion.
AUGUCACUGCUGACCACAGUUUUGUGGGUAAAGAUUAAAGGCUGUGCUGAGAGCUCAGUGGAAGAUGAUAGGUCUGUCGCGUUACGCCCCCUAGCUCUUAUGGCACUAAAGCUUGUGGAGGUGUUGAAAAACAGGGACAGUUACUGUAUAGGUAACUUUCAGAUAUUGCUGAUCCUGAAGCAGCUUCCCGAUUUCACCAGAAGUUUGAGUAUCACUACUCCUGACCAGAUGAUUGAAAAAGCCAAAGGGGAAACUGCCUAUCUGCCAUGCAAGUUUACGCUUAGUCCGGAGGACCACGGGCCGUUGGACAUUGAGUGGCUACUCUCACCAGCUGAUAAUCAGAAGGUGGAUCAAGUGAUUAUUUUGUAUUCAGGAGACAAAAUUUAUGAUGACUACUACCCAGAUCUCAGAGGACGGGUACAUUUUACAAGUAAUGAUCUUAAAUCUGGUGAUGCAUCAAUAAAUGUAACAAAUUUACAGUUGUCGGAUAUUGGCACAUAUCAGUGCAAAGUGAAAAAAGCUCCUGGUGUUGGAAAUAAGAAGAUCCAGCUAACAGUUCUUGUUAAACCUUCAGGUACAAGAUGCUACGUUGAUGGGUCAGAAGAAAUUGGAAAUGACUUUAAACUAAAAUGUGAACCAAAAGAAGGUUCCCUUCCAUUACGAUUUGAAUGGCAAAAAUUGUCGGACUCACAGAAAAUGCCCACCUCAUGGUUAGCAGAAAUGACUUCAUCGGUUAUAACGGUGAAAAACGCCUCUUCUGAGUACUCUGGGACAUACAGCUGCACAGUCAGAAACAGAGUGGGCUCUGAUCAGUGCCUGCUGCACCUAGACAUUGUUCCUCCUUCAAAUAAAGCUGGGACAAUUGCAGGAGCUAUUAUAGGAAUUUUGCUUGCUCUAGUGCUCAUUGGUCUUAUCGUCUUUUGCUGUCAUAAAAAGCGCAGAGAAGAAAAAUAUGAAAAGGAAGUUCAUCAUGAUAUCAGGGAAGAUGUGCCUCCUCCCAAGAGUCGCACGUCCACUGCCAGAAGCUACAUUGGCAGCAAUCAUUCAUCCUUGGGAUCCAUGUCUCCUUCCAACAUGGAAGGAUACUCCAAGACUCAGUAUAACCAAGUACCAAGCGAAGACUUUGAACGUGCUCCUCAGAGUCCGACUCUCACACCCGCCAAGUUCAAGUACGCUUACAAGACUGAUGGGAUUACAGUGGUAUAAAUAUGAAGGACUACUGAAGAAUCUGAAGUACUGUAUUAUUUGACUUUAUUUUAGACCUCUAGUAAAGACAUAAACACUUUUUGAAAAAAGCACAAGGAACAGAUACUAAUAAGAACAUAUCUGCUUUAUACAAUGGCAUUAGGCAUACACAUCAGAUGUCAUACAGGCCAAAUUUCUUGAUUUAAAAAGACCCCGUUUAGUGUCUGAUAGUUAAAAGAUGUUUUGUUGUAUUUAUAUUUUCAAUUAGCUACCACUAAAAAAUUUUAAAUUUUUUAUAUGAAUAUUUUGAUAUGUGGUCUUUGGGGAAAGCGUGGUUAAUAAAAUGUUGAUUUUUCAAAGAAAAUUUUGAAAUCCUUACAUUCUGUUUAAUUUUUUUUGCUAAAUAUUUAAAUAUAUUGAAGUGAAAUAUCCCUUCUGCUCUUUUUACCUUUCUAUGUACGGAACAGAAACACACAUUGUCAAGCCUCAAACUACUUUUUAUUUGCAACUACAUGAUUUCACGCAAUUCUUCUAAACAACGACAUAAAAUAGAUUUCUUUGUGUAUAAAUAACUUACAUACGCUCCAUAAAGUAAAUGCUCAAAGGUGCUAGAACAGAUCGUCCACUCCUACAGUGUUCUCGUAUCCAACAGAGUUGAUGCACAAUAUAUAAAUACUCAAGUCCAAUAUUAAAAACUCAGGCACUUGACUAACUUUAAUAAAUUUCCCCAAACUAUA